GUGGGGGCCCCCGUCCAGAAAGGACACUGUACUAACCUCCAGCACCGACCCAGGUAACAGUGAGGCAGGAUACAGGGAAGAACCUUGAGGCUCUAAGAGGAGGAGGCUUCAGACAGUCCCAAGCUGCGAAGACCCACCACUACCACAGAAGAAAAGGCGAGGGAGAGGAGGGGGAGAACUUGGAAUUACCAUGGCGAAAGAUUUUGAUGAAAUUCUGGAGACUGUAGGGUCCUACGGUUACUACCAGAAGUGGCUAGUAUAUGUUCUCCUUAUACCAGCAACCUUCUUUAGUGCAUUUACAAUGAACCUAAUGUUGUUCCAAGUGGUGGUGCCGGAUCACUGGUGUUACGUCCCAGGACGAGAGAACACUACACUCUCCCCCGAGGAGUGGAGGGCCCUCACAUUGCCCAGAGCCAUCGAGUCCGAGAAGUAUUCAAGCUGUUUGAUGUACAAAGGGGAGUGGAGUGAGGACGACGGGGCGAACUACACCGUCACCAACGAGACACAAGAGUGUAUCAGUGGGUGGCAGCACGACCCAUCACAGUUCACCAAAACUUUGUCUACUGAAUUGGAGUGGGUGUGUGAGCGGGAGAUAUACUCCCAACACGUCCUCUCCUUCACGAUGGCUGGCAACACUGUGGGCACAUUCCUCCUCCCGAUCCUUGCUGACAGAUAUUUGGGGCGACACUCCGUCUUCUUCUUGACUCUGGCCAUCCACAUCGUCUUCACAUUAUCAUAUUGCUGGGUUUCAAACAUUGGCCUUCACCUCACACUCCGCUUCUUCCAAGGACUCAGCUUCGAGAGUAACUACCUAAUGCCUUACACCAUCGUGUUGGAGGUGGUCCCGCCAGACCAUCGUGCACUGGUCAUCAUGCUGUUAUUUAUCUCAUGGACGUUUGGGAUGUGCUUCACCGCAUUGGUGGCUUGGCUCAUCCCUAACUGGCAGUAUCUAGCUCUCAUUACCUGCCUCCCUUCACUUCUCGGCUUUUCGUUCUGGAGGUACUUACCGGAGUCGCCACGGUGGCUGUUAUCUAAAGGUCGGCUGGGACAAUGUGUGGACAUUCUCCUCCAGAUGGCGCGGGAGAAUGGCAAGGAGGAAACGUCACGAACUCACCUGGAGACGGGGCGCCUUAUUGAGGGCCUGUGGAAGGGUCCCUUUGGGUCUUAG
Molecule: messenger RNA, 1168 nt
Organism: Homarus americanus (American lobster)
Lineage: Eukaryota; Metazoa; Arthropoda; Malacostraca; Decapoda; Nephropidae
Product: carcinine transporter-like
Exons: 9
Coding region: 191-1168 (325 amino acids)
Biological process (GO): transmembrane transport
Cellular component (GO): membrane
Molecular function (GO): transmembrane transporter activity
Source: RefSeq, a predicted model, not a curated record